Messenger RNA from Nilaparvata lugens (brown planthopper), 2768 nucleotides. RefSeq names its product Krueppel-like factor 9. The transcript has 2 exons. NCBI's taxonomy places the organism in Eukaryota, Metazoa, Arthropoda, Insecta, Hemiptera, Delphacidae. Gene Ontology annotation, molecular function: RNA polymerase II cis-regulatory region sequence-specific DNA binding; DNA-binding transcription factor activity, RNA polymerase II-specific. Gene Ontology annotation, biological process: regulation of transcription by RNA polymerase II. Bases 204 to 1271 code for a protein of 355 amino acids. The record is from RefSeq and is a predicted model, not a curated record.
CUAUCAGUUGUGGUCCACUGGUCGGUCGAAGACCACGUGCCUCCAGUGCUUGUUUGUUCUGUGUGAUAGUAACAGCUAGGCUAAUGCUAGAGUAGGCCUGCUACGGUUGGGUUUUCUGCCAUGAAAUUCUGUCGAGCAUAAUUAUUUGCUAGUGUUCACUUGCAAUCCACAGUAGAAUAUCAUCAGCAUUCCUAAAAAAAAGUAUGACGGAAAUUAUGAGCGAUAUGUGGUUGGAUUUGGAGAGUUUUCUUCUGGGACAACCGACGCCACCACAAGCCUCGCCUGUGAACAUAUGCGGCUCAGGAACAGUACCAGUCUACACAAGUGUUCUCAACAAAGAAGAUAACUCUCAGCAGUUCAAUCAGGGUGAAGAGUACAUCGAUCUUGAUAUGUUGAUCAACUAUGCAGCUGAACAACAUACAAGCUCAAUCCAACCUCCAGGACCCCAACAACAGCUACUUCAGCAGAAUGUCAAAGGGCAGAAUCCACCUCUGACAAAUAAUGACCAAGCAUUCCUUGGACAAGGAUAUGCCACACAGGAGGUGAUGAGUGACAGGCCUAAGUCACCUAGCACUGUUACUUACAAUGCAUUGAUGACAGUGGUUCCCAAUGCUCAGGGCUCAAACCCAGUCACCAACUUCCCUAGCAACUGCCCACCAUGUGAACCUACUAAAAGUGAGUUAGCUCCAACACCUGACAAAGAUUUCGACAAGGAGCUGUUCUUGAAGGCUGAACAUGGAUCUGGCACUGUCAUGUACAAUGCCAUAAUGACUGUAUUCUCAACCAAAAUCGACAACCACAAUGGCCACCCUAUAGGCUUAUCACCACCUGCUAGUCCUGACUCUGGAGUCGAACCUGAAACAGCAGCAAUGCAAUCAGAUUUCAUGUCAGCACCCAUAGUCAAAAUGAUGACUCCUCCUUCUUCACCACACAAUAACCAGAGCCUUCCAACCAUUGUUGCCCGCUCCCGGCGCGAACGGAAGAUCUACUCUCGCAAAAAACACACCACACACUCCUGCUUUCACCCUGGAUGUGGCAAAACAUAUACCAAGUCGUCUCACCUGAAGGCGCACCUGCGGACGCACACCGGAGAGAAGCCAUACCAGUGUGGCUGGAAGGGGUGCGGCUGGAAGUUCGCCCGUUCCGACGAGUUGACCCGCCACUACCGCAAGCACACCGGCGAUCGCCCCUUUCGCUGCCGGCUCUGCGAUCGCGCCUUCUCACGCUCCGAUCAUCUCUCUCUACACAUGAAGCGACAUGUUACCAUCUAGAAUCUAAAUUGUCAAACCAUUAAUCAGCAAAAUCAUGCAAUUUUGUAGUUAUGUUAUUUAAAUCCACAUUAAUUAUAUUGGAAGCUGUAGCCUCAGCCUAAGAGUUAAAAUGUAAACGAAUUCUAUUAAAGUUCAUGGUUUGUGAUUCUAUACUAGAAUAAAACAAUCUAAUGUUGAAGGCCAGCUCUCAAUGCUUGAUAGUAUUAAUACCAGCCAUGAUACUCACAAUAGGAAGAUGAGAACUCCAUUCAUGAUAUGGGCUACUAGUCAAUUUCACAAUGACUAUUUCAAUACAUCUUCAAUAGGUGAGCUCUCUCAUGGAAGCUUGACUGAGAAAACAAUACAAUUUUUUUGCUGGAAGAAUAAAAUAUUGUCAUUGAUGAAAACUGUGUCUUUAUACCAAAAUAAUUUAUUACUGUAUUCUUGAAAAUACCCAAAUUUCAAGAAUACUUCAACACACUUCAACUUACUAUUCUCGUUGUGGUUGUCAUCAUGAUUCCUUAUUGAUUGAAUCAUUUAAAAAAAAAUCCUCUAUAUCUUCAAACUUCCAAAGUAUUCUUGUCACCAUUAGAAUAUUAUUAUUAUAAUAAAUAAGUUAUUGAGAUUUAUCAUGAAAUAAAGAUAAUAAAUAUAGGGAACUUGUAAUAAUGUAGAAGAGAAUAUGGAAGGUGUAGGAUUUGAUAGUACACUAAUCAGUCUGAUAAUAAUGACAUUCGCAAUGGAAUUCUUCAACCAUAAACUCUCAUUGGAAAAUGCUCAUGGUUCUUAGGAGACACAGCCUACGUAUUCAUGUCCCUAUAAAAAAGAAGAUUUCAUAAAGUAUGCAUCAAUUUGCUUCUUGUAGAGUCAUUUAACGAAUCAUUCAACCAAUCUGAAUUUUGAGUUACUAGAUAACAAUACAUAAGGCUGCAAUUCUUAAAUGUACUGGUAUUAUUGGCACAAUAGCAAAUAUUUCGGUAGAGAUCUGCAUCAUGCAGACUGAAUGAAACAUUAUCAUCCAGGAUGGGUGAAAAGUCCGAUAACGGCUUAAUAUCUCAUACACAAAGGUAAUUUGCCAGUGGGUGUGAUUGGAGAUCCUACUCAAUUUGAAAAUACUACAUUACUAUGACUUUAAAAAUCAGGUCCGCCAUAUUGAAUGCAACUUUUUUUUUCAAAUAGGAAGGUGGUCAUGCGAUACUUGAUUUCAAUACAGAAUUUCAAGAAAAAAAAGAAUGGUGAAAACCGAAUAUCGAUAUCUUAAAUUGUUCCGAAGAUAUUCACAUUAUAAUCAAUAUACUAUUGAAACCAGAAAAGAGGGGGAAAAGUCCGAGAACGGCUUAGUAUAUCAUACAUAAAGCUAAUUUGAUGGUAGGUGUGAUCGGGGAUCCUACUCCAAUUGAAAAUACUACUCUACUAUGACUUUAAAAAUCUGGUCAGCCAUCUUUGAUCCGCCAUUUUGAAUGCAACUUUAUUUUUUAAAUAGGAAGGUGGUCAUACGAUACAUGAAUUCAAUACGGA